Messenger RNA from Mycosarcoma maydis (corn smut), 1920 nucleotides. RefSeq lists its product as uncharacterized. Bases 1 to 1920 code for a protein of 639 amino acids. Gene Ontology annotation, cellular component: cytosolic small ribosomal subunit. The transcript has a single exon. NCBI's taxonomy places the organism in Eukaryota, Fungi, Basidiomycota, Ustilaginomycetes, Ustilaginales. Gene Ontology annotation, biological process: translational initiation. The record is from RefSeq and is a predicted model, not a curated record. Gene Ontology annotation, molecular function: protein binding; tRNA binding; ribosome binding.
AUGUCCGAACCAUCGGCCGUCUCGGUCGCUGUGGGUGAGCCUACCACGCAGUGGGCCUACCGUGCUCAAAAAUCCAUCGGACUCAACACCGGUUCGCCCUCUUACACCUCCGUCAGCGGCUUUGACCAGGUGACAGGCGCUACUCGCGUCUUUCAGUACAGUCCCGAUGGCAGCACCUUUGCCGCCGCCAUGGACGAUUUCACUCGCCUCGUGGACACUCGUGCUGCCUCCACCUCGUCCGUGAAGCGCGAUCUUCCGGUCCCCAAGGUCGUCGACCUCCAGUUCUCACCUAGAGGUGCUUUCCUGAGCACAUGGGAGCGCCCCUCCAAGCUUGAUGACGGCUCCAAUGCUCGCAACCUCAAAAUGUGGGACACCGAGACUGGAGAGACCGUCGCCGCUUUCGAGCGCAAGUCGCAAGAAGGCUGCUUCUUUCAAUUCACCGCCAACGAGCAGUACUGUGUAAGGCAGGUUUCCACCGAGCUCCAGAUCUACGAGCCUCGUCAUAUUACCGACAAGGGCGUCAUUGGCAGGUUGCGUCUCGAGGGCAUUACCAGCUUUGAAGUUGGUCCAGGCGACAAGCCCAGCAUCGCCGUAUUUUGUGGCGAGAAAAAGGGCGCUCCCGCUUCCGUUCGCGUCUAUUCUCUCGCUUCUCUCAUCCCUUGCCCGGAAUCUCCCCCCGCGCCCGUCUCGCAAAAGACGUUUUUCAAGGCCGACAAGAUUCAAAUCAAGUGGAACAAGGCCGGCUCUGCGCUCUUGUUCAUGACCUCCACCGACCAUGACAAGACCGGCAAAUCGUACUACGGUGAAACUAACCUUUACCUCAUGUCGGUUCGUGGCGACUUUGACUGCCGUGUUGCGCUCGACAAAGAAGGUCCCAUCCACGACUUUGAAUGGAACCCCAACUCGAAAGAAUUCAUCGUCAUCUACGGCUACAUGCCCGCCAAGGCGGUGCUCUUCAGCCAUCGUGUCAACGUCAUUGCCGAGCUCGGCACACAACCACGCAACUUUGUCGCCUUUAACCCACAGGGUCGACUCUUUUGCAUUGCUGGCUUCGGCAACCUGUCUGGCACCGUCGACGUCUGGGACCGCCAAGAGCUGUCUAAGGGCAAAAUCUUUUCUAUGGACGCAAGCAACAGCUCCGUCUGUCAGUGGUCUCCCGAUGGCCAUUUCUUGCUCACUGCUACACUCAGCCCGCGUCUGCGUGUGGAGAACGGCGUCAAGAUUUGGCACUGCACCGGUCAGCUCGUUCACGUCGACAUGAUCGACGAGCUUUACCAAGCUGGCUGGCGUCCAGGUUCCAACGCCGGUCUCGUCGCUUUCCCUGCUCAGAUCCCGAGCGCACCUGCCGCCUCUGCCGCCGCUGCCUCGUACCUGGCAACCAAAGCCGCCACCAAGCGACCCACGGGAACUUACCGUCCACCGGGCGCCCGCGGUCAAGGUACACCAGACAUUUACAAGCGCAUCGACGAAGGUGGCUCAGGUGCUUCCACACCAGACCUUGCUCGCUCCGGCUCGCAAAAUGGCACCUACCAAGCACCCGGAUCAGGUAACCGCAAACGCGCCAUCCCCGGUGCACCUGGCUCCGCUCCACGCACCAACGGCAAUGCCGCAACCAACCAGAAGGACGGCAAGAAGAAGGGCGGCAAGCAACAGCAGAAUGGCAAGAACGCCAACGCUGCUAGCGCUAGUGUAACAGUGGUAGAAGAAUCAGCUGGCACUGCUUCAUCUGGUGCUGCAGAGGUAGGCGGCAACUCAAGCGCAGCCAACUUGGAAAAAAAGGUACGCAAUCUCAACAAGAAAUUGAAGGCCAUCGAAGAGCUCAAGUUGCGACAGGCAGGCGGUGAGAAGCUCGAAGCUAUGCAGCUCGCCAAGAUUGCCGCCGAGCAAGAGGUCAGGAGGGAUCUUGCUACGUUGGAGUAG